Alligator sinensis (Chinese alligator) is the source of this 2370-nucleotide messenger RNA. RefSeq names its product aquaporin-8-like. The record is from RefSeq and is a predicted model, not a curated record. Gene Ontology annotation, biological process: transmembrane transport; water transport. The transcript has 5 exons. Gene Ontology annotation, cellular component: plasma membrane. Lineage: Eukaryota; Metazoa; Chordata; Crocodylia; Alligatoridae. Gene Ontology annotation, molecular function: water channel activity. Bases 74 to 883 code for a protein of 269 amino acids.
UCAGAGUGGGGAAAUAACACCUUUUUUCCUUCUCCCCCAAUAGGCAUCAUCUCAGGUGCCAGACGUCCCAAGGAUGGUUCUUCUCACCAAAACAUAUUCAUUGGAGACAGAAAUGGAGAAUGUAGGAGCAACCUCCAUCCUUGCCCAAGCAGAGCCUGGGAAAGAGCCAGAGGAUCGGACCAUCUUUGAGAAGUAUGCCCAGCCCUGCCUGGCUGAGCUGAUGGGCAGCACCUUGUUUGUGGCAGCCGCGUGUCUUUCUGUGAUCACCAACCCUGAGGGGGCAGGGCCCAUGGGGCCAGCUCUUGCUCAUGGAUUUUCGCUGGGGAUCAUGGUAGCAGUUUUGGGGAAAAUAAGUGGUGGCCAUUUCAACCCAGCUGUUACCCUGGCCGCUCUGGCUGCAGGAGGCCUUUCCCCACUUCUCCUUCUCCCAUAUUGGCUGUGUCAGCUAUCAGGAGGAAUGCUAGGAGCUCUUUUGGCCAAGUGUGGAGAACAGAGCAUGGUGCCAGAAGCAAUUUUCUUCAACCGGACUGGAGGGGGCUGCAUGGUGCAAGACGGCAGCACAGUGGGGAUGGCUGUCUGUGCAGAGCUGACGCUCUCGUUUCUCCUCCUCCUCGCUGUCCUGAUGGGAAGCCUGGCUGAGCACAGCAAGACUCCACUGGCUCCAUUCUGCAUUGGCUUUGCCCUUGCCACAGGUAUCCUAGUCAGUGGCUCCAUCUCUGGAUCUUGCCUUAAUCCAGCUCGGGCCUUUGGUCCUGCUUUAAUAUCCACUCACUGGGACAACCACUGGGUAUACUGGAUUGGACCACUCACAAGUGCUGUCCUGGCCUCUGUGCUGUACAGGAUUGUAUUGGCAGGAAGAUCUCACAGGCUGUUCCUGAAAUGAAAUAAGAGAUUACCUGGGUAUAUGCUCCAGGUUCUCUGUGAAGCUGUGGGGAAAAAACAACCCUCUCCAAUAGCCAUCACAGGAAAAUCUGCACUAAGAAGACCAUUACCAGAUCACUUCACAAAGUUUCAGUGGUACAAUAUAUACAGAGUAUUCAGCAUUUCUGAUAUAAUUUGGGCCACAUACUAUACCUUGUGAUUUCUAAAUUGAAUCCAUAAACAACAGUUUGGACUAUUCAUUAGUCAGAUAUUCCAAGGCACAAAUGGCAUAGAGGCGCCUAACUCCCAGUGAAAAUCAAUGGGAAUUGAGAUGCCUAACAGUCAUUUCUGCUUUUGAAAAUCUUCUUUUGAGUGCCUGAAAUGAGGUAUUCAUUUAAUUUCUUUUCUGGAUGCCCUAAUAGAAUGAAUUAUCUUUUUCCUAAAAGCAAAUUGGGUUUUGUUCUGACCUCUUAGACUGGCAUAACUCUAACGAUACUAAUAGAGCUGCUCUUCAUCUGUUUAUACCCGAGUAUAAAGGCAGAUUUCUGGCCCCAAGUUUUCUGAUGAAAUUAAAAAAAAAAAAAUGUUCUCCUUUGCAUACUGGACAAUUCCUUUAACUAAGUCUAUUUUACAGAUUAAAGAUGAAGGGGAGUUACUUAUAGCAAACUGUAAUUUCAGAGGUCAAAUCCAAAACUUUACAAUCAUUGUAAGUGUAAAGAUUUUUUUGCUCCAUUUGCUAUUUUUUUGAGCUCUUAAAAUUCAAAAUACUUUUUGUUUAUCCUAGUAUGUUAAUUAUAACCCUUGAUAAUAUUUUAAAAAGCAUUGUGUUUAAUUUUGACAUUCAGACUAUCUAUCAUUCAAAACUGUUAUAAUAAUGAAAAAGCAUGAUCCUGACAUGUUAGCGGAGUCAAGUGUAUGUGCCAAUAAAAGUGGGAUCUGAUGAAUUUUGGGUUUGUGAGUUAGUUCUGGAUCUAUCUGAACUCUGCCUAUCAAAGAAGCAGUUUCACAAUGGAGUUAAUGUUUUACUAAAAGCAGUUUACUAAGCAAUCACUUUAUGAUUGGUAUUGCAAGCUUUCUUCAAAAUGCAGUUAUCACCAAAAUGGCAGUAAAUCAUACCAGCUAGUGCCCUCACCAGAAAAUGGGAAACUGCAUUACUUCAGCUUGGUUCCUUUGAUGGAUAACACUUCCCACUUGAAAGCACUGAGUCACAGGGUUUAAAAAAAACAAAUGCAUCUUGGGAGGGACAUUUGUACAUUUGAGAAAGCCAGCAACUAAUACCAGCAAAUCAAAGAGAAUCACUAGGUAGAAUCAUAUCCCCACUGGGUCUUGUCAUUAUCUCUGUCCCCCUCUCACAGAUGUGUGAAACUUGUGGGGCAAUGCAUUCUAGCACUGGCCCCUUCCCUCCUCCACUGCAGCUCAUGCAGCAUCUUGACCUGGGUAGGUAGAGUCCAAAGGUCAGACAGAUCCAUCUCCCACCCUUGUUGAGCCCCAGCUCAAGUCUGGGAUCGU